Molecule: messenger RNA, 1375 nt
Organism: Mirounga angustirostris (Northern elephant seal)
Lineage: Eukaryota; Metazoa; Chordata; Mammalia; Carnivora; Phocidae
Exons: 1
Coding region: 1-1059 (352 amino acids)
Source: RefSeq, a predicted model, not a curated record
AUGAGGUACGUGGGCUGCGCCGUGGGCUGCGUGGCAGCCAUGGCCACGGGACUGGGACAGGCGGGUGGGGGGCAUCUCGUGAAAAUCCGCCACGUGAGAGGUUUCUCAGGUGCUGCUUGCAGCCUGCGCACGAGACGCCUGCCUCUGGAGAGGGAGUCGUUCCGCCGUGGGCGCGACGGGCCCCAGCAGCGUGGCCCUGCGAGGGGUCGGCAUGAGGGUGGACUCCUGUGCCGCCUUCCCCCUGCCUGGGGGUUUGCUGUCGGCUGGAGGACGCUGCUUCUGCUGCCAGCAGGCGCGGGUCAGUCGGAGAUGUGUGCCCAGAAGGCUGAAGGAGCGCGUGCUGGUGGCACGGUGACCACACACCGGCCGGGCUCCUCAGUGAAGACGCCGCCAGCCGGUGGACGCCGACCGCUGGCUUGGACGUGUGAGCUCUGCUUUCUCGUGGAACGCGAGCUCCCUGUUCAGUCAGUUUGGGGCCGUGCAGCACAUUUCUCCCCAGACGGAAAAAAGUGUCAGGCAGGCCUGCAGCUCUCUCCUGUGGGGACAACCUGCACAGACGUUCAGCACAGGACCCGGGUCCCAGUGGCCCCAGUGCCGCUUCCCGCCUCCCCACUGCUGGGAUGUCUGGGCGCCUCGGGGACGUGCUCCCUGUGGGGCAGGCACAGAACCCUGCAAGCAGCCCAGCGGGCUCACUCGCGGGACCUCAGGUGGCGGGAGAGGGACUCUAAACUAAACCUGUCCCUUGUGCUCCCUUGUGAACACUGUGACAUCGGAGAGAGCUCACACUCUGCAGGGCCUUCCCUGGUUGUGUUAGGCCCUCCUUUCCUUGUUCACGCCCGACCGUCCUGUCUGUGGGCUCGUGGCCUGUGGUGGCCUGUUGCUCCUGGGGAAGGGGGGUCAUGUUGCAGUUCCUCUGAAGCAGGCCUGGGACGGGCCGAUGACGUGGCCGCAGCGUGGCCACCACGGACUCCCGCGAGCCAGGGCGGCUGCUGGUGUCUGGGGCCCCGUCCCUCGUGGCCCUGUGCACGGCCAGGUGGCAGACCCCGGGGGCCUCCGUGAGCUGGUCGGUGGCCUUUCCUCCAGAUGCAGCCCUCCCCCCCCACGCUGUCAGCGAGGACGGAGCAGUGGUGCGUGCCGGGGAUUCCUCCCGCCUCCCCUCCAGCGUUCCUGGAGGCGCCCCUCCCCUUACCGACUCCUCUGGCCGCAGCUCUGUGCGCUGGUGGGAACGAUUCUCAGAGCUGUUUCCGAUGCUUCUGUCGGGGUCCGGUGUCCGGAGUUAUCUUUGAUUGUAAAGUAUAUUUUUGCUUUUCGGCCUUCUAAUUUAAUACAUGGUAUCUAUAAAAGUAGAGAAUUAAACUUCUCCAGUGAAACUUUA